AUGGUGCUCCGCUCCGGCGCCGUCGACGUGCUUGUGGAGGUGGGGUUUGGUUUUGCCGGCCCGUAUAAUUCUGUGUAUGGAUUUGGCUCUGCAAGACGAGGCCAAGUUGGUACAUGUGCUUCGAGGAACGAAAAAUCACAUAAUGUUCCUAGACUAAUCGAUGGCUUUUCAGACUUCAAGAUAGUAAAUAUAUAUGCCAAUGGAGAUCACAGUGCUGCAUUGGAUGAAUAUGGUCAUUUGUACAUCUGGGGAAGAGCAUUAAUUGGACAACAUGACAAUGAUCAUCCUUGUGUGGUUUUACCCUCUUUGAGUAUUUCUCAAGUGGCAUUAGGAUGGCAUCAUGCCUUAGUUUUAUCUGCAGGAGAAUUGUUCACCAUUGGUGUUUACCGACACCAGAAGUGUGAUCUCCCUGUGCCCAGGAAUGUAGUGGGGCAGCAAUCAAACACAAGUGGAGCAAGCAGUUCUCAUGAUAGCUCAUCUUCUCUGUCAGCUGCGAAGAAGAUCCCCUGUAUUGAUGGCGAACGGGUGGUGCAAAUGGCUAGUGGAACCGAGCAUUCUGCCUUUGUAACAGAUAAAGGAACAGUCUUCACCUGGGGGUGGGGAGAGCAUGGACAACUGGGUUUGGGUGACACUUCUGACCAGGUGGUUCCUCAGCGAGUAAACAUAGCUGUUUCUUCUGGUCCACGUGGUGUUUAUUGUGGAAGUGGAUUUACCGUCGCGGUGGACUUACAUUAGUGACAGAUUACUUUAUAUUUUAUAAUGGUGAAAAUGAGUGCGGAGGAGGAUUGGGCCAGAUGGACCCCUUUACCAACCGGGCUUUGUUUGAACAAAUAUUUGGGUACCUUUCGUUUUGAGCUACCCAUUUGACUUCUGACAUCUUUAUUACAAAGUGGAACAGAAAUAAGGCCUUGUUUAGUUGCCUUCAAAA
Panicum virgatum (switchgrass) is the source of this 928-nucleotide messenger RNA. Its product is annotated as ultraviolet-B receptor UVR8-like. The coding region runs from base 1 to 735 and encodes 244 amino acids. Lineage: Eukaryota; Viridiplantae; Streptophyta; Magnoliopsida; Poales; Poaceae. The record is from RefSeq and is a predicted model, not a curated record. The transcript has 5 exons.